CAUACAUUUGUGUUGGUAAUGCAUGGUCGUCCCACAUUUUCCGUCUGCCCGCGAUCCGCCCCGACUUGAGGCUUUGCGGCGCCAUAGAUCACGCGGCCCGAGCACCGCGAGCGAGGUCACUCGAGGGCUUCCAGGGGCAAGCCAUUCGCCGGGAGCGCUCGAGGCAAGCGCUCGAGGCAAGCGCUCGCGUCCCAGUUGUAGACCUUCAGUGAGCCGCCGAGGAGGAGCGUUCGCGCCAGGGCGCCGGGGACACGAAAACAGAAUGGCCGCCCUGGCUGAACUAGCGAGGAUCCUGGCAGUCUUGGCCUCGGCAGGACUCGGCGCUCGAGGGCAAGUCGCAAGAACAAUUGAAGAUCGAGGAGGACUCUACAACAUGGUGUUCGGGUAUGCCAUGACCACACCCGAUGACUAUGACAGCGUCAUAACCUCCAGUGGAUGCGUGUGUCGAAGUCGCUGCCUCGCUCUAGCUGGCUGCCGCUCCGUGUCCCUGGUUCCCCUGGACGGAGACGCGGGCGGGAGAGUCGAGUGCCGCACGUCGGACAAACCCGCCAGGCUGUUGGAGCUGAAAGAACGGCCUCGCCUGGCCAAGACACCCGGGGCCGUGCACUUCCUGGAGACAUUCGAUGUCAGUGAGCAGGGAUGGAAGGUCAAUGAAAUCAACCUUGGACCAACUACCUCAAGCUUCACGCGACUAUUGGGUCACAUUGGCCAACGCCCGGGGUCGCCCUGUCGCAUAACCUGUCUCCGCCAAUUCAAUGCUUGUGUGAGGACUGGAUCCGUUGAGACAGCACUUCAGUAA
Molecule: messenger RNA, 799 nt
Organism: Penaeus vannamei (Pacific white shrimp)
Lineage: Eukaryota; Metazoa; Arthropoda; Malacostraca; Decapoda; Penaeidae
Source: RefSeq, a predicted model, not a curated record